Messenger RNA from Vidua macroura (Pin-tailed whydah), 2071 nucleotides. RefSeq names its product coiled-coil domain containing 134 (gene CCDC134). Bases 191 to 880 code for a protein of 229 amino acids. Lineage: Eukaryota; Metazoa; Chordata; Aves; Passeriformes; Viduidae. The transcript has 7 exons. The record is from RefSeq and is a predicted model, not a curated record.
CCUUACACAUCUGCCUUUCCUUUGGGAGCAGGAGGUGGCUCAGAUGCCUCUGAAGGAGCUGAUGCUUCUGUAAUUGCCAGUGGCCUGUGCUCAGCUCCCUGGAAACCUUGUGCCUGAGGACAGACCACCCUGAGUUCUGCUGCCUGGGGACUGAGCUGUUGCUCUUCUUUUCCAGGCUGCAGCGGCCAACAUGGAUUUUCUCAUCAUCUGCCCCUUUCUACUGGCCUUGCUGCUGUGCCAGGGCAGCUUCACAGACCUGGAGAAACAGAGAGUAGACUCUGGCUUGGAAAUCUAUAAGAAGCUGUUUGAGGUGAAGCGCAAGGACCAGAUGAAUGCUCUGAAGAACUUGAUUGAGCUCAAUGACGUCAACCAGCAGUACAAAAUCAUUGACAUCAUGCUCAAGGGACUCUUCAAAGUGCUGGAGGACUCCCGUGCUGUCCUUAUCGCUGCUGAUGUGCCUCCUGAUGGGCCCUUCCCUCAGGAUGAGAAGAUAAAGGAUGCAUACUCCCAUGUGGUGGAGAACACUGCCUUCUUCGGGGAUGUCGUCCUGCGCUUCCCCAAGAUUGUGCACCACUACUUCGACCGCAACUCCAACUGGAACAGCCUCAUCCGCUGGGGCAUCGGCUUCUGCAACCUGACGGGUGUGUUCGAGCAGGGACCCCACUCCCAGGUCCUGCGGCUGAUGGCUCAGGAGCUAGGAAUCAGUGAGAAAUCGCCCGAUUACCGCAAUCCCUUUAAAACGGACCAGUCAGAGUUUUUCCCCAGUGCUGACACCUUUCAGAAGGCGCUGCGGGAUGAGGAGAAGAGGAGGAGGAAGGAAGAGAAGCGGAAGGAGAUCCGCAAGGGCCCACGCAUCUCCCGCUCACAGUCGGAGCUGUAGCUGGAACUUGUGCCUUGCAGUGGGGGUGACACCACUGGGACACAGAGCGGCUUGCUCCCUUUUUGGCAGCUUUGGGCCAGUGCCUGGCCGUACCCUUUCCAUUUGUGCUGUGGGUUUUGUUUUGUUGCCUUUUGUUUUUGUUCCGUGGAGGUUGCGUGCUGGUGCUGGUUGCCCCAAAUGGGCUAAAGUGGGAUAUCCCUUCCGCAGAGGUAAAGCACAGACAGGGCAACACUGUAGCCAUCCCCUGGUCAGGGUGUUGCUGCCUCUGGGGAAGUAGGGUGUGGGGGACACCUCUCUGACAUUUCCCUCCUCACUGCAGCACACCCCACGCUGAAGGUGCCUCCUCCAACACGCGUGGGCUGGGGCAUAUGUCACACCAAACAGCCUCAUGAGCAAUGCUGCUUCUCUCAGUUUUGCUUUUUGUUUAGUUAAACGGGUGAUCUCACUGGCACCCCCCACUGGGUUCUACCUGGUCUCUGCACAGCUGCUACCUCUGCCAGAUCAGACCUUCCCUUUUCCCAGCGGCUGUUUCACCGAGCAAUGUGUGUUUCAUUGUCCAGAUGUAGUUGGAAAUGCCGAUGGCAGCUGUUCCUGGCCCAUGGCAUCUCGGGGCCACUGCAGGUCCCACAGAGGUUCCCACAGAGAGGCGAAUGCCCGGUGAAUUUUUGGACAGGAGGAAUUUCGGUACUUAGCCUCUUUGUAGCCAGUGGGUGGCUGCAGCGCAAGCAAUGCUGAUGCUGAAGAUGCUGGGGAACUAGCCCUGAGCCACUGAGAGCCUGUCCUGCAGCCUAUGCCCCAUCCCUUCUCUUUGGGGCUCAUCCUCUCUAAAUGAGUCCCCAAAACCCCUUGUCAGAGGGCAGCCAGAUGAGGGCGUGUGGUGAUAGCAGGGCCAAAGUAGGGAGGGAGACAACUUGAGGGGCUGCCAUAGGGACAGAGGUGAGGGGCUGGCCCAGGACCCGACACAGCCACCCUGUGAUUCCUCACCUGUGCUGAUGACCUCACACCAGAGCAGGCUCUUGCUUCCCCAAGGAGCUGGUUCACUGUGUCAGGCUGGCAGCAUCACAGCCUUUAAGGAAAGGGAAACGUCCCAGAUUUUUUGACAGCAGAGCCAAGUCCCUCCAUUGAGGGGAGGGGGUGGCAAUGGGUGCAUUUGGUUUUUCUUGAAUAAAAUUGACUUUAUUUUUUUCUUAA